Messenger RNA from Synchiropus splendidus (mandarinfish), 336 nucleotides. RefSeq names its product centromere protein X (gene cenpx). Gene Ontology annotation, biological process: resolution of meiotic recombination intermediates; replication fork processing; DNA repair. Gene Ontology annotation, molecular function: protein heterodimerization activity. NCBI's taxonomy places the organism in Eukaryota, Metazoa, Chordata, Actinopteri, Syngnathiformes, Callionymidae. The transcript is spliced from 5 exons. The coding region runs from base 11 to 256 and encodes 81 amino acids. Gene Ontology annotation, cellular component: Fanconi anaemia nuclear complex; FANCM-MHF complex. The record is from RefSeq and is a predicted model, not a curated record.
GAAAAUAAAAAUGGCCGCCACGGACGAAGACAUAAAAUUUAAGAAGGAGACAGUAGCCAAACUUCUAACCACGUUUUUCAGGGAGGACCAGACGAGGGUCGGUGGUGAGGCUGUGCUCCUCACGGCUGAGAUGCUUAAAAUAUUUGUUCAAGAAGCUGCUGUGCGGUCGCUGAAACAAGCUGAAUCUGAGGACUGUGAUGAAGUUAACAUUGAACAUUUUGAAAAGAUCCUGCCGCAACUGCUCUUGGACUUUUAGGGAGCAGCAUUGCCAGCGAGUGUAUGUCACUUCCAUUUUCUCUUUUUGAUAACGUAUGUUUUCCUAUUAAACGUCUUAAG